GUCCCGGAAGGAAGCAGCUCUGCGGCCGGGGUAGUUUGCGGAGAGCCCGCUGCACUAAGGGGCCUGUUGCCGGGGGUGGGUGUGUGUAAUGCGGCGGCAGGUGGCACGGUUGGCCCUGCUAUGCUUGGGGUUCGGCCUGUGCUCACUGCUGUACGCCUUCGCUCACCGGGAGAGCGGAGCGUCCGAGCCGGGGGAAGCGAACGUAGCACCGCCAGCUUGGAGAGCAGGACUCCGGGCAGACCCAGGGCCCCGGCAGCCGAGGUGUAAGGAUUUCUCUGGGUCUUUCUGGAAUCCGUAUUGGAUGCUGCCCACUGAUGUAUGUGGAAAGGACUGCUUUUGGGAAGCUGCUCUUAGAUUGCACGUUCCCACCGAAGAUGUUACCAACUCAAUGCAUUUGGCCGUCGUUGCGUGUGGCGAUCGAUUGGCAGAGACUGUUACGAUGCUGAAAUCUGCACUUCUUUUUAGUAAAAAAGCGCUUAACUUCCACAUUUUUGCAGAAGAUCAAUUGCACAAUGAUUUCAAAACUAUUCUUAAUAGUUGGACAUUUCCGAGCAAGUUCAAGUUUUCUCUGUACCCGAUUACCUUUCCUAAGGAGAAUGCUGCAGAGUGGAGGAAACUGUUUAAGCCUUGUGCAUCGCAAAGACUUUUCUUACCGCUGAUUCUCAAUGAAGUGGAUUCCCUUUUGUACGUUGACACAGACAUCCUUUUUUUGCGCCCAGUGGAUGACCUUUGGUCCUUUCUGAAUGAUUUUAAUGCCACACAGAUUGCUGCUAUGGCUCCGGAACAUGAAGAACCACGCAUUGGGUGGUAUAAUCGUUUUGCCAGGCACCCUUAUUAUGGAAAAACUGGCAUUAAUUCAGGUGUUAUGCUAAUGAAUAUGACUCGUAUAAGGAGGAAAUAUUUCAAGAAUGACAUGACAACCGCACUUUUACGUUGGGAAGAUAUACUUAUGCCAUUGCUUAAAAAAUAUAAGUUAAAUAUUACGUGGGGUGACCAAGAUCUGCUAAAUAUUAUAUUUUCCCAAAAUCCAGAAAGCCUUUUCAUAUUCCCCUGUCAAUGGAAUUAUCGUCCCGAUCAUUGUAUUUAUGGAAGCAAUUGCCGUGAAGCAGAGGAAGAUGGCAUCUUUGUUCUCCAUGGAAACAGAGGGGUGUACCAUGACAAUAAACAGCCAGCUUUCAGAGCUGUCUAUGAAGCAAUCCGAAAUUAUUCAUUUGAAGAUGAUCUGAUCCGCUCCUUAUUAUAUCCAUUAGAACUGGAACUGCAAAACACUAUUCACACCUACUGUGGCAGGAUACAUAAACUCUUCACUAAGCAGCUGACAAAGAGCAUUGAAGAUUUCUAUACAAGGAAAUCAAAUGGAAGGUGAUGCCUUCUGGAAUGCUUUAUAUGAUGUUAAUUAAAGAAAACUGCACAAAGGAACAUGGAUUGAAAUCAUCGUAUACUUGCAUUCGGAAGACACGCUACUCUGUGUAACAUUUUCUUCUGGGAUCUAAUGUGCCAGUACGUCGGAAAUGAAGAAACUCUUUGAAAAUGGCCUGCUGUGCUUCUAUAAUACCUGCAUUAUGAGCCAUUGUAGUUUAUAAAAGUGCCAGUGUUUU
This is a messenger RNA of Spea bombifrons (plains spadefoot toad), 1598 nucleotides long. RefSeq names its product glucoside xylosyltransferase 1 (gene GXYLT1). Gene Ontology annotation, biological process: protein O-linked glycosylation via N-acetylgalactosamine. NCBI's taxonomy places the organism in Eukaryota, Metazoa, Chordata, Amphibia, Anura, Pelobatidae. The record is from RefSeq and is a predicted model, not a curated record. The coding region runs from base 89 to 1366 and encodes 425 amino acids. The transcript has 8 exons. Gene Ontology annotation, molecular function: UDP-xylosyltransferase activity.